AUGCGCCACGUGGUGGUCGGCACCGCCGGCCACAUCGACCACGGGAAGAGCUCGCUGGUCCUCGCGCUCACCGGGACCGAUCCCGACCGGCUGAAGGAAGAGAAGGCUCGCGGAAUCACCGUGGACCUCGGGUUCGCCCAUCUCGAGCACGAGGGAGUGACCUACGGCUUCGUGGAUGUGCCGGGGCACGAGCGCUUCGUGCGCAACAUGCUCGCGGGCGCGUCCGGUUUCGACGUGGUGCUGCUGGUGGUGGCUGCCGACGAAUCGGUCAUGCCCCAGACCCGUGAGCACAUCGAGAUCUGCCGGCUGCUGGGAAUUCGGUCCGCCGUCGUGGCGCUCACCCGGGUUGAUCUCGUGGAGGACCGGGAGUUCAUCGAGAUUGCGGCCCUCGAAGUGCGCGAGUUGCUUGAGGGGUCGGCGAUGGCAGGGGCGCCGCUGGUGCCCGUCUCGUCGAAGACCGGCGAGGGACUCGGUGAACUCAGGGAGGCACUUGCGGCCGCGGCCGCCGCCGCCGGGCCCCGGGACGUCUCGGGUCUCUUCCGGUUGCCCGUCGACCGCGCCUUCACCAUGCGCGGCUUCGGCGCGGUCGUCACCGGCACGCUCGCCGCCGGCCAGGUCAGGGUCGGUGGCGACGUCGAGAUCCUCCCCGCUGGGGAGCGCGCCCGGGUCCGGGGCCUGCAGGUACACGGAGCCCCCGUCGAGUCGGGUCAAGCCGGCCAGCGGGUCGCGGUCAACCUCUCCGGAGCCGGCCGCUUCCGGGUUGAGCGGGGGUCGGUGAUCGCGGCGCCCGGCGAACUGGCUUCCACCCGGAUGGUGGACGCCCGGCUGGAGUUGCUCGCCUGGGCGGCCGGACCGGUCGAAGACGAGGACCGGGUGCAUCUGCAUGUCGGGACCGCCACCGCGCUCGCCCGGGUCCGGCUUCUCGGCGGGCUGGCGCAGCUCGCUCCCGGAGAUUCCGGCCUCGUCCAGUUGCGGCUGGAGACCCCGCUGACGGCGGUGCGCGGCGAUCGAUUCAUCAUCCGGCGUUAUUCGCCGGUCAUCACCAUUGGCGGCGGGACCAUCCUGGAUGCGCUGCCCCCCAAACGCUCUCCGAGAAGCCCGGCGGCUCGCGAGCGGGUUCUCGCCCUCGAUCGCGCGACCGACGCCCGCGCCGCGGCAGCGUUCGUGGACGAGGCGGGAGUUCGGGGUCUGAGCGAGGGGCGGCUGCGCACCCGACUUGGAGUUCGCGCGCCGGAUGCCGCACGGGUGCUUCGGGAACUCCGCGAACGGGGCGAGAUCGAAGCGGUAGGCGACGGCGCUCCGGCCAGCGCGGCUGGGCGGGUUCUCCUGUCGCCGUCCAGUCUGCGAGCGGUGCAGGAGCGGAUGACCUCGCUGCUCACCGCCUGGGAAACCGAAAACCGGCUGCGGGCCGGGAUGCCCGUGGAACAACUCCGGGAACAGACCGGCGUCCCCCCGGCAGUGGCGGACGGCGCGCUGGCGCGUCUCGCCAGCGCCGGCGCCGUCGAGCUCACCCGCCACACGGUGAGCACCGCGGGCCGCCAGAUCCAGCUCUCGGAUUCCGAGCAGCGCGCUCUCGACGGUCUGGCAGGGCUGCUCGACGAAGGCGGAUUCACUCCGCCUACCCUGGGGGAAGCGGCGGAAGAACUCGGGGUUUCGCCGGAACUCGUGGAUGCCCUGAGGCGCCUGCUGCUUCGGGAAGGCCGCGCCGUGGACGUAAGUCCGGACCUCUACUUCGAUGCCGCCCGGCUCGCCGGACUUCGCCAGGCCGUAGCCGAACGGGCCACCGUGAAUCCCGAGAUCGACGUCGCCUGGUUCAAGCGGAACUUUGGUCUGAGCCGCAAGCACGCGAUCCCCCUGCUGGAGUGGCUCGACCGCGAGCGGGUGACGGUGCGGGUGGGAAACCUGCGGAAGAUCCGAACCGGUGCGGGCCCCGGGAGCUUCCCCCGCAUGAACCAGUGGGUCGCCGAUCUGCGGUUCGCGAUCCGCUCGCUCCGCAGCCGUCCCCUCCUGACCGGGCUCGCGGCGGGUUUUGAUCGGCGCUCCGUUCAUGGUUCUGAUGGUGGUCUUCGUUCGCAACCUCCUGACCGGCUUCGCGCUGCCGGUGCGCCACGCCGCUCGCGUCCCCCCCAGUCAAGCGCUCCGGGUCUAGCGGCCGGUGGUGGAACCCGGGUGAGCGCCGAGCGCGGCCAGUUCUCCCGGUGGGGCCUUCAGACCGGCAUCGCGGCUGCAAGCCGCGAGACUCCCAGAGUUCUUCAUCCUCAUCACCUCGACCCAGGCGGGGACGGCGAGACGAACCCCGCGCCAGCGAACUCCCAUUGCCGAUCCUUCGCAAUUGGCACCGGUCGCCCCUCGCCCCCGCAAAUAUGA
Geodia barretti is the source of this 2367-nucleotide messenger RNA. Lineage: Eukaryota; Metazoa; Porifera; Demospongiae; Tetractinellida; Geodiidae. The record is from the annotation of a GenBank genome assembly.